This is a messenger RNA of Salvia splendens (bonfire salvia), 2292 nucleotides long. RefSeq names its product 3-phosphoinositide-dependent protein kinase 2-like. The coding region runs from base 411 to 1907 and encodes 498 amino acids. The record is from RefSeq and is a predicted model, not a curated record. The transcript is spliced from 12 exons. Gene Ontology annotation, molecular function: protein serine/threonine kinase activity; ATP binding. Gene Ontology annotation, biological process: intracellular signal transduction; peptidyl-serine phosphorylation. NCBI's taxonomy places the organism in Eukaryota, Viridiplantae, Streptophyta, Magnoliopsida, Lamiales, Lamiaceae.
CCCAUAUUGCUUUAAUACAAAUUUACAAUGUUUCAAGAAUUAGAAUGCUUCAUCUGCCAAUGAUUUUGAUUUGUUUUUAUAUUAUUUUUUUCAUUUUCAUGUAGUUUUUCCAUCCAUCCUAAUCCGAAGCUUUUCCUUUACAAGGCCUUCAAAGAUUCACAAAGUUCAUACCUUUUUCAGACAUCACAUUUUCAUGCUUGUAUACAAAAACCAAAGAAUAAAAAGGGGGGAAUUGCAAUUGUAUAUGUAUUCAAUCACAAAUUUGUGUAAGGAAUCAUUUGCUUUUCUGGGGUCUCAUUUGAAAUGGUGGCUUUAUCAGAUUGCUGUCUGAAACAGAGAAAGGAGGGAAUAUUUGCGGAGAAUCUAAUCUGAUGUUUGAUGGGUAGUUUCCUCAGUUUUGGGGGAAAAUUAUGUUGGCAACAGUUAAUCCAACAAUGGAGAAGGAAUUUGAUUCGAAGCUGAGGAUUGAGAGCAGCAGUUCUUCUUCCAACAAUGAUGGUGGGAAUGAUGAUUCUCAGAGAUCUAAGGUUUUUUCAUUCAGAGCUCCACAGGAGAAUUUCAGCAUUCAGGAUUUUGAAUUGGGCAAGAUUUAUGGUGUUGGUUCCUAUUCAAAGGUUGUCAGAGCCAAGAAGAAAGACACAGGAAAGAUCUAUGCUAUGAAGAUCAUGGACAAAGAGUUCAUUACAAAAGAAAACAAAACGGCUUAUGUAAAAUUGGAGCGCAUCGUAUUGGACCAGUUAGAUCAUCCCGGUGUAGUGCGAUUGUUUUUCACAUUUCAAGAUAAUUUCUCGCUCUACAUGGCACUUGAAUCUUGUGAAGGCGGAGAACUUUUUGAUCAAAUUACGAGGAAGGGCCGUCUAUCGGAGGAAGAUGCUCGUUUCUAUGCAGCUGAAGUGGUGGAUGCUCUCGAAUAUAUCCACAGUAUGGGCUUGAUACAUCGAGAUAUUAAGCCGGAGAAUCUGCUGCUCACUGAAGACGGCCACAUCAAAGUUGCUGAUUUUGGUAGCGUAAAGCCUAUGCAAGGCAGCCAGAUAACUGUCCUUCCAAACGCAUCAUCGGAUGAUAAAGCAUGUACCUUUGUGGGGACAGCCGCCUAUGUACCUCCGGAAGUUUUAAAUUCCUCUCCGGCAACUUUUGGGAAUGAUCUGUGGGCCCUUGGAUGUACGUUGUACCAAAUGCUUUCGGGGACGUCUCCUUUCAAGGAUGCCAGUGAAUGGCUUAUUUUCAAAAGAAUUGUUGCCAGAGACAUCAGAUUUCCAAAUUACUUUUCGGAAGCAGCUCGGGAUCUGAUAGAUAAAUUAUUGGAUAUUGACCCGAGUCAGAGGCUGGGGGCGGGACCCAAUGGCUAUCUAGCUCUGAAAAGCCAUCCCUUUUUUAAAGGUGUUGAUUGGAUAAAUUUGAGGGAUGUGAACCCACCUAAACUAGCUCUGGACCCAGCGGCUCAGUCUCCUGGAUGUGAAGAUCACGAUUCUUCGUGGAAUCCCACACACAUUGGAGAUGGUUCGGUGAAAACAACUGAUGGAAGUGCUGCAGUUGCUUCUGCCUCUGAUACCGGUAGCAUCAAUAGACUUGCUUCAAUCGAUUCAUUUGACUCAAAAUGGCAACAGUUUCUGGAGCCGGGCGAGUCAGUUCUUAUGAUCUCAAUGGUCAAGAAAAUGCAGAAGAUAACUAGCAAGAAGGUGCAGCUCAUCCUUACGAAUAAACCUAAAUUGAUCUAUGUCGACCCAGCGAAACUGGAGGUCCGAGGAAACAUCAUAUGGUCCGACAAUCCUACCGAGCUGAACGUUCAAGUUAUAAGCCCUUCGAAUUUCAAGAUUUGCACGCCGAAGAAGGUCAUGUGCUUCGAUGAUGCAAAGCAACGAGCAGCGCAGUGGAAGAAGGCGAUCGAGGCCCUUCAAAACCGGUAAAUUGCUUACUGGGGUGACAACACAUACUUCUGGAUAUACUUAUGACACAAUGGUAGAACACAAAGUGGAAAAAAGAAAACUUGAGGCGACCCGGGAAUAGUUUCGGAUGCUGCUCCGUUUGGAAGCUUUCGUUCGAGGAUAGUCGUUGUUCUAGCUGUUUAAGAUGAAUUGAUGAUGCUCUCAUGGAUGUGUUAUCCACCAGUUUUGUUGCAAAAAAUCUCCCAUUUCAAAUGUCAUUUAAUUUUUAGAUCAUGUUUUUGCUUUGAUUUUAGUUCAUCGUUGUACUUCAUAUUUGGUUGAUGAAAUCUACAGACUAUGAAGUGUAAAAGACCAGAAAAAACAUUUGAUUCAUUUAAAUUUGUAUGAGAAAAUAUAUUGGGUUUAA